UUAGAGCUGGGUUUUAAUGAUUUCAAUGGCCAUGUCCCUGAAGUGAUAGCAAAUUUGGCCAAUUUGACUUUAUUGCAUCUAGGAGACAACUGCCUUUCUGGCCACAUUCCUCCCCAUAUCGGAAGGAUGACUAACCUGUGGUACUUAGCUCUUGGAGGUAAUCAGUUUACUGGUUCUAUACCCCAUGAGAUCGGAAUGAUGAAGGGACUUGUUCAACUUGACAUGUCAAGCAACAAUCUCUCUGGUAGCAUCCCCAGUACUAUCGGAAACAUGUCUAGUUUACAACAAGUUUAUCUUUAUUCCAAUCAAAUUUCUGGGCAGAUUCCACAGCAAAUUGAGAAACUCUAUUCUUUGGAAAGAUUGCAAUUGUCAGACAAUAACAUAGUGGGGUCAAUCCCACCAUCCAUAGGGAACUUGAUCAAUCUAAGCAACCUUCUCCUUUUUGAAAACAACAUUUGUGGAUCUAUUCCGUCUAGCAUUGGAAACUUGACAAAGCUCUCCAUGCUAGAUUUGACAACAAACAACCUCUCUGGAUAUAUUCCAUCUAGCAUUGGAAACUUGACAAAGCUCUCCGUGCUAUAUUUAGCAUCAAACAACCUCUCUGGAUCUAUUCCGUCCAGCAUUGGAAACUUGACAAAGCUCUCCAUGCUAUAUUUAGCAACAAACAACCUCUCUGGAUCUAUUCCGUCCAGCAUUGGAAACUUGACAAAGCUCUCCAUGCUAGAUUUGGAAAAAAACAACCUCUCUGGAUCUAUUCCGUCCAGUAUUGGAAACUUGACAAAGCUCUCCAUACUACAUUUGGCAAUAAACAACCUCUCUGGAUCUAUUCCGUCUAGCAUUGGAAACUUGACUGAGCUCUCCCUACUAAAUUUGGUUCAAAACAAACUUAGUGGCAAUCUUCCACCAGAGAUGAAUAACCUUACAAAAUUGGUAAGCUUGCAACUUGGAUACAAUGAUUUCAAAGGUCAUUUGCCUCAAGACAUUUGCCUUGGAGGAUUACUUACAAAAAUCUUUGCAAGUAACAAUCAAUUCACUGGUCCAAUUCCAAGAAGUUUGAAGAACUGCUCUAGCCUUAUUAGAGUCAGGCUUGAAAGUAAUCAACUUACAGGGAAUGUCACAGAAGCUUUUGGUGUAUAUCCACACUUGGACUAUAUUGAUUUAAGUAACAAUGCACUUUAUGGCCACUUGUCACCCACAUGGGGGCACUGCAAUAACCUUACAAACCUUGAGAUCUCUUCUAAUAACUUGUCGGGGGGCAUACCACCAGAACUAAGUCAGGCAACAAAGUUACAACGACUUCAUUUUUCAUCAAAUCACUUGAUAGGAAAUAUUCCAAAGGAAUUAAGCCUUUUGUCAUUAUUGAGUGAACUUAGUUUGAGCAACAAUCAACUUUCAAGAAACAUUCCUAUCGAGAUAGGAUUGUUGACGAAACUUGAACAAUUAAAUCUAGCUAACAAUCACUUAAGUGGCUCAAUUCCAGAACAAUUGGGAAGGUUGACCAAAUUAUGGGAAUUGAACAUAAGUGGAAAUAAGUUCUUUAGCAUUCCCACUAGUUUUGGUCGAUUGCAACAGCUUCAGUUUCUUGAUCUUAGUGGAAACUCAUUUACUUGUAGAAUCCCAGCAAUGCUUGGAGAGCUACAACGAUUGGAAACAUUGAACCUCUCAUGUAACAAUUUCUCUGGAAUGAUUCCUUCAUCUUUUGAUGAUUUGAAAAGCUUGACUAUGGUUGACAUAUCACACAAUAAAUUAGAAGGUCCACUUCCAAAUAUUUUAGCCUUUCGUACAGCUACAAUGGAGAGAUUAAUAGGCAACAAAGGCUUAUGUGGUAAUCUAUCUAGCCUACCAAUUUGUCCAACAACAAAUUUUGAAUCAAGCCAUUCCAAGAGCAAGAAAGUAGAGAUUUAUGUUGUAUCCUUUAGUUUGGGAGCUGUGAUGCUGGCAACAUUUUUUGCUUGGAUUUCAUAUAUUAUUUUCCAUCACAAAGCAAGAAAAACAGAAAGUCAAGUGCAAACUCAAAAUUUAUUUGCCAUAUGGAGUUAUGAUGGGAAAUUAGUAUAUGAAAACAUUAUUGAAGCCACAGAGGAGUUUGAUGAAAAAUAUCUCAUUGGAGAGGGAGCAUCUGGAAGUGUCUACAAAGCAGAACUAUCCACAGGUCAAGUUGUGGCUGUGAAGAAGUUUUAUUCAGUACCAGACAAGGAUAUGUGUCAUCAAAAAGCUUUUAUGAGUGAGAUUAGGGCCUUAACAGAAACUAGGCAUAAUAAUAUCAUCAAGCUAUAUGGGUUUUGUUGGCAUUCAAAGGUCUCAUUUUUGGUUUAUGAAUUCCUAGAAGGAGGCAGCAUAGACAAGAUACUAAGUGAAGAGACACAAGCAAUUGCAUUCGAUUGGACUAAAAGAAUCAAAGUUAUUGAAGGUGUGGCUAAUGCUUUAUACUAUCUUCAUCAUGGAUGCUCACCUCCGAUAGUUCAUCGUGACCUAUCAAGCAAAAAUGUUAUUUUAGACUCAGAUUAUGAGGCUCACAUCUCUGACUUUGGGACAGCCAAGCUUUUGUAUCCAGAUUCUAGCAAUUGGACCUCAUUUGCUGGUACCUUUGGCUAUGCUGCUCCAGAACUUUCUUACACAAUGGAAGUAACCGAAAAAUGUGACGUUUAUAGCUUUGGAGUGUUGGCUUUGGAAAUAAUUAUGGGAAAGCAUCCAAGAGAUCUCAUAAUUUCGUGUUUCUCAUCAACAUCUUCUGGUGUAGCACCAAUAUUAGUUGCUCACAAUUUGGAUAUGAAGAAAGUGCUAGACCAAAGGCUACCUUAUCCUCAAGGCUUAGUGGCUGAGAAGGUGAUGUUGACUGCAAGAGUAGCUUUCACUUGCUUGAAUGAAAAUCCACGUGCUCGCCCAACUAUUGACCAAGUAUGCAAGGAUCUUGCCAUGCAAAAAUCACAUCUUUCUGGUUCCAUUCCAUAGCUUCAUAUAAGUUCUAUUGGAGAUCUCAAUUGAAAAUAAGAUAAUCACAAUGUGAUGAUGUGUGAUGUAUUAUUGUCUUCAUACUUAAUGUGUUCCCCUAUUCUACUCAUGUUUUGCCUUUUGAAUAAGGACCAACCCAAAAUAAUAAUUAAAUAUUGUGUGAUUAAGUUGAUUA
Messenger RNA from Neltuma alba, 3127 nucleotides. RefSeq names its product MDIS1-interacting receptor like kinase 2-like. NCBI's taxonomy places the organism in Eukaryota, Viridiplantae, Streptophyta, Magnoliopsida, Fabales, Fabaceae. The record is from RefSeq and is a predicted model, not a curated record. Gene Ontology annotation, molecular function: protein binding; ATP binding; protein kinase activity. Gene Ontology annotation, biological process: protein phosphorylation. The transcript is spliced from 2 exons. Bases 127 to 2952 code for a protein of 941 amino acids.